GGGUAGCAGCGAUAGGCACAUCGAUAGGCGUUGGAGCCGCUGCGAUUGCCAUCGCUAUGUAAAAAUGGAAAAAGGAAAGCAAUAGCAAUUUUUUCACACAUACAAAACGCCCAAUAAUUACAAGUUUUGUAACAAAAUAGACCAAUUGAGAGGAAAAACGGCCGCAUACAAAAGCCACACACCAAAGUCAGACGACAUUCCAACUAAAAGUGAAUAUUUACGGUUGCGUUUAACAUAACGAUGAAUUUUCUCGGGUUUGGCCAAUCUGCCGAAAUCGAAAUUGUUUUUGAUGGUGCGGAAAGCAAAAAAACUGCCGAAGUCAAGGGGGAGGAUGGCAAAGUGGAGAAGAUGCUUUUAUUCUACGAUGGCGAAACCGUUUCCGGCAAGGUGAACGUAACGCUUAAAAAGCCGGGCAGCAAACUGGAGCAUCAAGGCAUCAAGAUCGAGUUCAUUGGCCAAAUUGAGCUGUUUUACGAUCGUGGCAAUCAUCAUGAGUUCAAGUGCCUAGCCAAGGCGUUAGCGCGUCCUGGCGACCUAAUACAGAACACCAGCUACCCCUUUGAUUUCCCCAAUGUGGAGAAACAGUUCGAGGUCUAUGCCGGCUCGAAUGUACGUUUGCGCUAUUUUCUGCGCGCCACCAUAGUGCGUCGCAUCAGCGACAUUACUCGCGAGGUGGACAUUGCGGUGCACACACUCUGCAGCUACCCGGAGAUGAAUAACCCCAUCAAGAUGGAGGUGGGCAUCGAGGAUUGUCUGCACAUUGAGUUCGAGUACAACAAAAGCAAAUAUCAUUUAAAGGACACGAUCAUUGGGAAAAUCUAUUUCCUGCUCGUGCGCAUCAAAAUCAAACACAUGGAGAUUGCGAUCAUAAAGCGCGAAUCCACUGGCACUGGCCCCAAUAUAUUCAACGAGAACGAAACUAUCGCCAAGUACGAGAUUAUGGAUGGUGCGCCCGUUAAGGGCGAAAGCAUACCUAUACGUGUAUUUCUCGCCGGCUAUAAUUUAACGCCCACCAUGCGGGACAUUAACAAAAAGUUCAGCGUCAAAUAUUUUCUCAAUCUGGUGUUAAUGGACACCGAGGAUCGGCGAUAUUUCAAGCAGCAGGAGAUCACAUUGUGGCGCAAAGCGGAUAUACCGCGCUACCACGCCGCUGCCCAACAGCAACAACAACAACAGCAGGUGCAUCAUCAGCAUCACCAGCAUGUGCCACAGCACGCGCCGCCCCAUCUUGUGAGUGGCCCGGCCGCCCCAACAGUGGCCCACUCCCUCAUUAGCAGCAGCACUGACAGCGAGGGAGCGGCUGCCGGCGUCGGCAUAGCAACCUCGCCCACAACUGGCGCCUCCCAUGCGGGCACCGAAUCCAAAAUGGGUCUCUUUACGCGCGAGAGCCCCAACCAGGAGUUCAGCCAACAGCAGCUCGAUUCGCCGCCUCUGCCCAGCUCGCCACCGCUGACGCCUCACGAGCCUGUUGCCGCCGCCGCCGCCGCUGCACCGGCGACCGGCGGCAACGAACGUGGCAUGGGCGAUGGUGCCGCUGCGGCCACAACGAGCGCCUCCCCAGUGGCCAUUAUGUCACGCACGCCGCCGCCGCCGCUACUGCCUCUGGACUUCGUUGAGGCGCCUCCUCAACAACUCGCCGCCGACGGCGAUGGCCAAUUAUCUUCGAUUAGCUUCGAUCUGCCAACGGAUAAUGCGGCGGCGGCGCCUGUUCCUGUCCCUGUCCUGAACCUCAAGGGAGCAGCCGAUGAUGAUGAAGAUGCUGAUUUGACUGAUGUGGCGUUGCCGGCAGCAACAGUGGUGGCGUCGACGGCGGCGACAAAUGAAGCGAAAAAAGUGGCAGCCACGCCGUUGACUGCCGAUUGAUGAGCAGAAACCAGAACUGGAGGAUGAAGAUGACGAUGAUAGAUGUGUGUGCGUGUGUGUGUGUGUAGCAGAGAAGCAGCAAAACAACAACAAAAACUAUUAACGUAUAUAGUAUAUAUAUAUAUCGAGAUAUAUAUAUAUAUAUGUAUCUAUAUACAUAUGCAUAUAAUCGCAUACGAGACAAAUAUGCAGCAUAUAUCUAUUUUUUUAAAGUUAAUUUAAAAUUGUUACGAAUGUUUUAUUACGGUUAUGCGCGCACUCCUAACUUGGCCCACUCCUACUACCAAUUCAAUAAGCCAGCUCCACCUCUACUAAUCACCAAUCUCUGUCAGCAAAUUCGAGCGUGCAGCCCAUUUAAGAGUAUUCUGUUGGAGCAUAAAUGUUAUUAGAAAUUAAUAUUGGUAUUGAAAUUAUAAUUGUAUUGUAUUGUACCUUCCUGCCCUGCCCCGCCCUGUCAUAUUUAGCCCCAAAAAGAGGGGGGAAACUCCCAAACCAGCAACCAACUCAUUCAUUCCCCUUGGAAAAUCUGAUUUUUCAAUUAGAAAACCAAUUCGAAGUGUUGAAAACAAAACAAAAAACAAUUGCUUUCUAAAAGUAAAACGAACCGAUGCGUGGGUAUAACUACAAUUAAAUAAACGUUUAGAAAAUAAUAAUAAUAAAAACAAAACAACAAAUGAAA
Molecule: messenger RNA, 2542 nt
Organism: Scaptodrosophila lebanonensis
Lineage: Eukaryota; Metazoa; Arthropoda; Insecta; Diptera; Drosophilidae
Gene: Vps26
Product: vacuolar protein sorting-associated protein 26
Exons: 2
Coding region: 241-1863 (540 amino acids)
Biological process (GO): intracellular protein transport; retrograde transport, endosome to Golgi
Cellular component (GO): endosome; retromer complex
Source: RefSeq, a predicted model, not a curated record